This is a messenger RNA of Amblyraja radiata (thorny skate), 1467 nucleotides long. It is a transcript of the gene cdkn3, whose product is annotated as cyclin dependent kinase inhibitor 3. Gene Ontology annotation, molecular function: protein tyrosine phosphatase activity. The record is from RefSeq and is a predicted model, not a curated record. The transcript is spliced from 4 exons. NCBI's taxonomy places the organism in Eukaryota, Metazoa, Chordata, Chondrichthyes, Rajiformes, Rajidae.
AUGAGGGCAAGUGAAUUUGAUCUUCAGUUGAAGAUUUUGAGGAAGAGCACUCAAUACCACUCCAAGUCUCAUGAGGACCUCAGGAGCUACAAUGUGCAAAAUGUGUUUGUGCUCUGCACCAAGGGAGAAAUGGUGAAGUACAGGGUUCCAGGCUUGUUAGAAUCCUACCGGCAGAAGGGAUUCACGGUGAAUCACUAUCCUUUUCCUGAUGGAAGUGUUCCAGAUAUUGCUAGCUGUUGGAAAAUUCUGGAAGAGUUGAGAAUCUGCUUGGAAAAUGACAAGACGACCCUUAUCCAAGCUGUAGAUGUUGUGUACAUGGACUUCAAGCUUGUGUGUAAGGAUUUACUGUGUUUUAUUAGAGAGCUGCAAAAUAAAUCAGGUUCUUAUUUGUUUGUUUGAUAGCAAUACAACUACUUACAUGAUUUUCGGGAUAAUGUGGCAACGUACUUGGCAACAAAGGAAGACUCAGCAGGCCGCUCAGUGUCGAGAUAAAAUGCUGACAUUUCAGGCUAUAUUUUCCAAUCAUUUGUAAAUACUAUACAUCCAACUUCAAGCUUUAAAACAAAUGAUGUUCAAACAUAUUCAAUACUUAAGGUUUCAAAUUAUUGUACACUGAAAUUGAUUAUCCACAUACAUAAACCAGUGCAAAUAAUUAUUUAUUGUCAUCAACGAUAAACUCUGUUCCAUUAGCAGUGUUAUUCUUUGCCGUUUGUGAGUUAAUAGAUGUGAAAUAGGUCACUCUGAAUCUCCCAAAACAAGUUGUUGCUUGUACUUAGCUAAUAAAUUAGUCUACUGGCAAGUCAUGAAAGUAAAUUACUUUACUGGUAUGACAAGUUUCCAACAUUGAGGUUUAAUGUAUAGGGUGCUAUACUAUUUUCUGCCCAAGUGUAUGUGCAUUCCUCUUUGCUGAAACAUGCAUCUUCUCAACAUUGCUAAUGCUUUAGUUGGACUUUCCAACAAUUAAUAGAAAGAAAACUGGACACUUGAAAUGGGAUAUUAAAGUAGAAAGCGAAAAAUAUGGUAGCGUCUUUUUGUAUGAACCACCAUGGGUUCCAAGACACUAUUUGACACUCAAUCAGGGAAUUAUUGUUCAUAAUUGUUACUCAACUAAGUAAUCUUUUUCAGUGAUAUUGGCCAUAUAAUUACUAUAACAUUUUACUUGAACAAUUAUUUCAUUAAUAUAUCAAGGUGCUUUUUGGCUAAAGAAAAACAAUCAUGAGGUGUGACACGGGCCAGAAGAGGAGUAAUCUCGCUCAGCUACCUUAAAGUACCUGUUCUAAGCGUUAACACAUUGUAGUUUGGUUAUAUGUAUUCCUUCCAUAACCUCAGCUUAUCCAAAGCACAAAAUUAGACAAUAUUCCAAAUUAACCCAAAAUUAUUGGUUUGCAGAGGGUGAGUCUAAGUGCUACCAGAUACACUGCAGCAAAUCACCAAGACUAUUUCAGCAGCACUUCCCAAAUCUGUGAC